AUGGCUUCCCGGAGAAGCCUGGGUGGUGGACGAGUACUGGGCAGUGGGAAGGGACUGGUGCCGCCUCCGCCGGCCACAAAGCAGCAACACGGCCACCACCUGCCCACCACCACCACCAACAAUCUCGGUCUACUCUCACCAUCAGAGAGCUCAGUGUCACUGAGCUCACAAACCUCUGGUACACCUGUAUCGCUCGACAAUGAAGACCUCGCAUCUCGUGUGGCCCUGGACGACCAUGCCUCUGCUCAGGCAGCCGCAGCUGCGAGCUCGAGGAUGGUGUGUCCCAUAUGCAAUGAGGAGAUGAUGACUCUGCUGCAGCUGAAUAGACACAUCGAUGACAAUCAUGCCAACUUGGAAGAAGCGGAGCAGGACGAGGCAAAGACGUGGUUUAAGCAGCAGGUGGUCAAGGCAAAGAAGUUCCAGCCACUUCAAAUGCUCAACCAGAAGCUACGAGGUCUAGAAGUCUUCGAGUCCAACAACGAUGCACCGCCAUCUACUGUCUCGACAAUGACACCGCCACAGACCAGCCGAGUCGCUUCGCCCGCUCCCGCCAGAUCACCCGAAGUAGCUCCCGACCCGGACGACAUCAUCACCAGGUCUCAUUGGCAACGACCAUCUAUCGGAGACUCUUGUUCCGAUCCAAUGUGUGGCAGACGUCUCGGAGGCAAUGUUGGCCAGAUCAACUGUAGGCAUUGCGGCAAGCUGUUCUGUGACGAGCAUACGAUGUAUCAGAUGAGGCUUUCGCGCUCUGCCCAGCACGAGCCGGUGCGUGGUCUCUGGUAUAGAGUUUGCGAGACAUGCUACAAGUGCCGCGCUGGCUACAAUGACCACUCUGGACUCGAGCGCAGUCAUAUGGACUUCUUCAAGAAUGUCAGGAGGCGGACUGUCGACAAGCAGAACCUAGAGACCAGUCGUCUCGAAACGCGAUUGACACGACUUACUCAAUUAUUAGCUGAUCCUCCACCGCCCGAGCCAGGUCAAAGCUCACUUUGGUCAACCUUCUCAAGCAGCAAGAACCAACUCAGAACUCUUGAACAAUCAAUCGUGCUAUGGCAGGAUAACGCUGAGGUCAACGAAUGCCCGUUCUGCCAACAGCCUUUCCAGUACAGCCUCCGUCGACACCACUGCAGAACAUGCGGCCGCGUAGUAUGUGGCGAUCCCGCAACCAUGUGCUCAAACGAGAUCGGUCUUGAUGUGGAUACUAAGAAGGACGUUGGCAAGGUUGCUGUCGAUGUCCGACUAUGCAAAGAUUGCCAGCGAACGAUCUUCAGCAAGGCGGACUUUGCUCGCGAGCUUGCCGCCCCUACACCCGACCAACGAUCCUACCAGAAUCUGCUACAAUUCGAACACGGCAUUCGGUUAUUGCUGCCACGCUUUCAACGAUUACUGGUAACAUUACAGGACCCAGACAAGCCGCCAACACCUGCUCAGCUCGCCGACGCAAGCAAAGUACGCAAACGACUGACUGAAGCCUUCACCCAGUACGACGCAGCUGCAAGGCGAGUCCGCGACCUCAAGACCGAGAGUGCAAUUCAGCAAAAGCUACAGACUGCCAUCUACCAGCAGUCCAUGAGCUUCCUACACAUUCAUAUGCUGCCACUAAAGUCACUACCAAAGAUCAUGCGGCACGCCACUUCCAGCAGUGGUAAGGCAGGGCCAACCAGCAACGGUAAACCCCAGACCGCACUCGCAGCCAUAAAAUACAAUGAAGUCGCAAACGGCGACGCUCGACCAAGCAGCAGCCGCACCAGCAGCGUCAGCACAGCUCAACUCACUGCUCUGGAAGCCGAGGAAAAGGAGCUUAGGGAGCGCCUGAUCGUACUCGAAGAGCAGAAAUUCCUGUUGACGGAGAUGAUAGCUGAUGCGAACAAGCGGAGGAAGUUUGAUGAAGUCUCUGCACUCGCGCAGAGUGUGGAGGACUUGUCGAGGGAGAUCGAUCAGGUACAGGGACAGUUGGCGCAGAUGGAUUUCGCGGGUGCUUAUGCGGGGGAUGGGGUGAUAAAGUGA
Recurvomyces mirabilis is the source of this 2007-nucleotide messenger RNA. It is a transcript of the gene PEP7, whose product is annotated as carboxypeptidase Y-deficient. Bases 1 to 2007 code for a protein of 668 amino acids. Gene Ontology annotation, molecular function: metal ion binding. Lineage: Eukaryota; Fungi; Ascomycota; Dothideomycetes; Mycosphaerellales; Teratosphaeriaceae. The transcript is spliced from 4 exons. The record is from RefSeq and is a predicted model, not a curated record.